GGCAGCUGUGGCUCCCGGGCCCCUCCCCUCCCCUCCACACACACGGAAUUCCAGCUCCCUGCCUCCCCAUCUGACAGAUGAGGAAUUUUCAAUCCGAGCGUGCAGACUUCUCUCAUUCACCAUUGCUCUGAUCCCUCCAGCGAGAGUGGCGCAAAAAUGCUCUGGACUCGGAUAAUCCUCCUGUCCUUCCUUGCGACUGUCUUAAUUUUGGCAAUUGCCCGUGAAGCUGGGAGUGCAGCAGUCCGAGAUGAUAACACAGACGUCAAACCAAAGAAUGCAGAAAAGCUGAAAAGGAUUUUCAUGCCUGAAUCAGAUGCAUCCAGCUUCUUUAAACGACGUGGCAAGAGAUCCACAAAGUCCAGAGAUGAAGUGAAUGCUGAACACAGGCAGAGACUAGCUGCUGACGAACGCAGAAGGGAGUACUACGAGGAGCAGAGAAAUGAAUAUGAAAAUUUUGUUGAGGAGGAGCGUGAUGAGCAGUACGAGAGAACCCGUGAGAAGACCGAGCAGUGGCGUGAAUUUCACUACGAUGGGCUUUCCCCCUCCUACUACUACAAUCGCCACUACAACUAGUUACACCGACACAGGGACACCGCGAUGGAAUGACAGCCGAUGCUGGUGCCUUACUCAGACGUACAAGAAUAUUGCAGCUGUCAGAAGAAAAUCAAGUUAUUUUUGAUGCAGCUUUACAUAUGGCGGCGCUGUAGUAAAUCUAAGCUUUCUUAAACUUUUUUUCUGUAAAAAAAAAACGUAGACUGCGUUUAACAUAUUGUAAAAGUUAGAUCUAUUUUUGUCAUUUGUCGAAUACAGGUAUACGGUAUAAAGUAAACAAUACAACUUUAAUUACUAUGUUUUUAAUAGUUUGUUUUAAGAUGUUUGUAUCUUAAAAAAAAAAAGAAAACUGACCUGGAGUCUGUUGAAGAACGUGUUUCACAUCUUUAUAUUUUGCUCCACGAAAAAAAAAAAAUACAGGCAGUUUCAAGAGCCCCAAGCUCUGAAUAAAAAGAGCCACGAGUCAUUGAGAAAUGCAGUGCAGGACAUUAUAUUCCUGUUGUUCCUUUUCUAUGGAUUAUUGGAUUAUGUACCGUGAUCACAUUAAAAAGAAACGAGAGUGCUCAUGUUUUCUGAAGAGAAUGCCUGUUUCUUUUUAAUCUGAUACUAUAUAGAUUAUGGUGAUCUAUACUGCAUGUUGAGGUGACUGGUAAAUGCGGGAUCUUUUGGUUACAUUUGAUACUUUUGUGAUUUAUAUUUUAACCUUGCAUGUUGCAGGAACAAUACUAUAUUGCAAGUCUCCAUUUAAUGAAUGAAUACUAUAAUAUUAGCGAAAAUAAAUCUGAAACAAGACUCAAGCAAUUAAUAAGAACAAAUACCUGCAUAAAGCAGACCGCAGAGAGGUUGUCUAGAUAAUUUGAAAUAAUGUCAAAUAGCGUAGUAUUAACUGCUUCUUAAAACAUCAGCCCAGUGUCCAGCCUGGAGUGAUAUUACACGCAUGAUUGUUUAAAAAGGUAAAUAUAUCUAUAAAUACCAGUAAAAUUAAAAACACCAGUAGAUGCCAAUCUUCUGACAAUAUUAAACAGACUAUGUAUCUGCUAUGUAAUGAUAGAAUAGCUAAAAAAAGACAUUGUUGUCUGGUACACUUUUAUCAUGGCUAUGAAAUAAACAUUGUAUAAAUUCUAAA
Lepisosteus oculatus (spotted gar) is the source of this 1678-nucleotide messenger RNA. It is a transcript of the gene ucmaa, whose product is annotated as upper zone of growth plate and cartilage matrix associated a. Gene Ontology annotation, cellular component: extracellular matrix. The record is from RefSeq and is a predicted model, not a curated record. Gene Ontology annotation, biological process: embryonic skeletal system development; regulation of osteoblast differentiation. NCBI's taxonomy places the organism in Eukaryota, Metazoa, Chordata, Actinopteri, Semionotiformes, Lepisosteidae.